AGAUAGAUGCUUGCAUGCACUGACAUGAUUCCAAGAAGACAUAUAGACAGUAUUUACAUAUGAAUCUGUGUGUUCCUCACCACCCACACAUGUGAAUGGACGCCUGUUGAUACGCAGAUGCACUAAAGCCAGUUUUUCCAGAGCAAAACAAGGAUUACUUUUCCAUUGGUUAAAAAAGAGAAAAUGAUUCAACAACAUAACGCUAUGCAUUGUCUGGAAGGCAGGAGAUGGGACUGAAGGCCAAGGACUGGUAAGUCAUGCAGGGGAUGGCCUGCGUUUCUGCUCUCCUUCCCCUCGGCCUUCUCCAACCUCCAGGCCCCUCGGAGUCUCACAGGCUGCUUCCUGCAAAGGGAACGCUCAAAGCACAGGGCCCUGCAGAUGACACUCCUGCCUUUCAUAUCUUAAGAAGAGUCUGACUGAGAAGUUUGAGCUCUCACUGGACCUCCACGUGUUCAGAGGGAAGGGCAUUUUGAGCUCUGACUCUUGUGGCUCCGUUAAAUGAAAUGAUCACGGGCAUGGUAAGAGAUGAGCAGACUGAGGUAAUUGAAGCUAGCCCUAUGGGGUGUGCCCAAGGCUGCACAGCUAGUACGUGGCAGGGCUACAACUCAGAUCCAGCUCUUCUUCCACAAUUCAACUUACGGUGACCUUCUUGUCUCAGUUUGCCCAGGAUUUUUCCAUCUUUAGGACCAGGAGUUCUGUGUUCCAGGAACCCCCUCAGUCCCAGCAACCUGGGACAGUUGAUCACCUGAAGUCCGGGUCUCAUUCCGACAUGAAGGCCCGGUGUGCUUCCCUCUGUCUGAGUGCAGCGCUUAUCCUGUGCUCGGUGCACGCCCGAAGUCUCGGGAGAUGUCUGAUUUCCGUGGACAUGCGCCUUAUAGAAGAGAGUUUCAGAGAAAUCAAAAAAGACAUGCAAGCUAAGGACACCUUCCAAAAUGUCACCAUAUUGUCCACAUCGGAGACCCUGCAUGGCAUUAAGCCGUUGGACGUGUGCUGUGUGACAAAGAACCUCCUGGCGUUUUACGUGGACAGGGUGUUCAAGGACCAUCAGGAGCUGAACCCUCAAAUCUUGAGAAAAAUCAGCAGCAUUGCCAACUCUUUCCUCUACAUGCAGAAAACUCUGCAACAGUGUCAGGAGCAAAGGCUGUGUCGCUGCAGGCCGGAAGUCACCAAUGCCACCAGAAUCAUCCAUGACAACUACAAUCAGCUGGAGGUCCGAUCCGCUGCCAUUAAGUCUCUGGGAGAGCUGGACGUCUUUCUAGCCUGGAUUGACAAGAACCAUCAAGGAUCUUCAGCUGACUGACGACAAGGAACCUCAUUAGGCAGGGAGAACAGCCCCUGAGAGGUUCCCUCAGAUGCACCUGAUUUUGAAGGGGAGGGGCAUGGGGAGGGCCCUAUAUUUAUGCAAAUGAGGGUCUUUGGGCCGAAGCCGCUCAGCUGCUUUGGAAUUCUCUCUGCUAGGCUCAGGUGUGGUCAGGGACAAUCUAGGUUUGAGCUCACCCUGCAGCUGGAAAUCCCACUGGCUGGGCCCCGGCUGUCUGAUCCCACCUGAAAGUGAUCAAAUUAUUUACUCUUAUGUUUAUAAUGAAAUAUGUCUGUUGAAAGGUCCUGUGGGCCAUCUUGGCAGAAAGGGGCCGGCUUCCCCGCUAACUUAUUGUUGAGUUUAUCCCAUGUCUCUGAUGUGAGCUGAGUGAAAUGCUGUAGUGCAUAUUGUACUGAAUGA
Molecule: messenger RNA, 1720 nt
Organism: Manis javanica (Malayan pangolin)
Lineage: Eukaryota; Metazoa; Chordata; Mammalia; Pholidota; Manidae
Source: RefSeq, a predicted model, not a curated record